AUGUCUCUCAACCCAAAUUAUCUAAAACAAAAUGAACUCGCUUAUGAGAUUGCGAUUCGAGGUAUUGAGAUCCCGUCAUCAGUGGAUGACAAACGUAAAAUUUUGAGAGGUUUACUUUCACAAGAAUCCUCAGAUCGUAGUUUCACUGUCUUGUCUGAUCCUUUUUCCUUCAAAGAAAAUGUUGAAGGCAUUAAAGAGAGUUUAACAGAUUUGAAGGAGAUUUGCGCUAAGUUCAAUUCAAAUUCUCCUCAAAUUGAUCACAAACGUAUACUCACUCGUUUAACUCAUGUAACUGGUAGAAUUCAACGGCUAUCGGUUGAUAAAGAUGAUGAAUCUGCUAUCAGACAGAAUCUUUAUAAAGAAGUCCUUAUGUUGGAGUCUGAUAUAGCAGAAAAGGUGUCCCCUUCUGAAGCUCAUUUUCCUUCUACCUCAACACCUGUGAAGUCUGCAGGUUUGCAUCAUCCUCUGUCUCCUGUCAACGCUCCAACUAAUUCUAAAUGUAUACCUGUUUAUAAGUGGGGUUUAAAAAAGUUUUCGGGAAAGGAACCAUUAAUUCCAUUCUUGGAGUUGGUUGAGUCCCUUAAGGUUUCUAGAGGUUGUACAGAUUCGGACCUAUUCGACUCUGCUGGGGAUUUGUUUGAAAAUGAUGCGUGGACUUGGUGGCAUAACAACCACAUCAAGAAUCGUUUCCUGAACUGGAACGAACUCGUUGAUGCCCUGAAAUCCACAUUUUUGCAUAGUAAUUAUGACUCAAUGUUAUUGCAGGAUAUCAAAUCUCGUAAGCAGAAUCCUCGAGAGUCAGUUGCGCUGUAUAUCACUUUUAUGGAGGCACAAUUUUAUAGAUUAAAUAAAUGUCCUUCAGAGAUUGAAAUGGUUAAUAUUAUAAGGAAUAAUUUACUUCCUGACUAUGUAAAAGCCCUUGUUUUACAGGAUAUUGCAUCAGUAUCUCAGCUGACAUCUCUUUGUAGGAGAGUUGAGGAUGCUCUCUGUUUAAGCGUUUCAAAUCAGUUGGGAGAGCUCCAGGUGUCUGAAACUCGAUCUAAUGUCAGAUGUUGGAACUGUGAGGAACGUUAUCAGGUCCAACUGUCCUCGGUGUUCAAAAAACGAACAGAGGGUCCACAAUCCCGCAGGUAUUGGAGGCCCCUCAAGUCAAAAACCUGCUCCAAAACCGAAACAGAAAUCGAAUCAGAAGAAGAAUUAAUUUCUUCGUCACCCAUAGUUAUGGAGAACUCCGAUUUAUCUGUUCCUGAAGCGGUAAGAAAGGUUAAAAAGAACCAUAGUGUCUUGAGAGAGACCAAUCCCUUAUUAGAACUUCGUCAGAAGGACAAUCGUCCUUAUCUAACAGUUCAGGUAGGAGGUGAGCUUAUAUCUUCCUUGGUAGAUAGUGGUAGCAACGUCACAAUUUUAGGUUCUUCUUCUAUUCACCUUUUACGGAAGAUGAAUCUAGGCCUCCACUACGACGUAUCGGUUAACCUUACAACGGCCGAUGGAAAGCCUCAGAAUACUUUGGGGUAUGUCAACCUUCCCAUAAGUUUGAACGAGGUGACCAAGGUACUCAGGGUACUUGUCGUACCCUCAAUAACUCACGACCUUAUUUUGGGUAUGGAUUUCAUACAUGAUUUUAAUCUGACUCUUGAUUUCAGAGAUUUUUCCUAUGGUUCCUCUUGUUUGUCUUCGGAUAACUCUGUAGCUGUGGUUCGAGCUAUACUCGGAUCUGAUUCAUUGACAGAGCCUCAAAAGUACGAAUUGGACUUCGUUAUAGAUUUAUUUAAACAAAUUGCGCCCUCUGAUAGAUUAGGUAGGACUCAUUUGUAUCGGCAUCAUAUCGAUACAGGAGAUGCCAAGCCAGUUAGACAAAGACAGUAUCCACUUUCUCCAGCAAUGCAGAAAGUUUUGAAUGUGGAAAUUGAUAAGAUGUUGGAGCUCAACAUUAUCAAACCUAUCUCCGGGUGUAGCCCAUGGUUGUCUCCACUUUGGUUGGUCCCCAAGAAGGAUGGUACACACAGGGUUGUAUUUGAUGCCAGGAAGUUGAAUUCCAUCACCCUACCUGACAGUUAUCCUAUGCCUCCAAUUGAUUCUGUUCUGAGUAAGGCAGAGGCUUGUUCUGUUUCAAUGUAUUACCGUUUGGUUUAAAUUGUGCUUGUCAAGCAAUGGUGAGACUUAUGGAUAUGGUCAUUGGACCUUCUUUGGAGCCCUAUGUAUUCUAUUAUGUCGAUGACAUAAUCGUUUGUACCCCUACUUUUGAAAUGCAUCUCGCUGUCCUCAGAAAACUAUUUCACUGUCUAAAAGAGGCAAAUUUGACAAUAAACUUUGAUAAAUGUAAGUUUUGUAGACCCUCAUUAAAUUUUUUGGGAUUUGUUGUAGAUGAGAAUGGUCUAAGAACGGAUCCAUCUAAAGUUCAAGAUAUUUUGGAUUAUCCCAUUCCCAAAAAUACCACACAAAUUCGUCGGUUGAUUGGUUUAAUCGGUUAUUAUCGCAGAUUUUUAAGAGAUUUUGCUUCAGUGUGUAGUCCAAUAACUGAUUUAUUAAAGGGUAGGAAGG
This is a messenger RNA of Harmonia axyridis, 2541 nucleotides long. RefSeq lists its product as uncharacterized. The record is from RefSeq and is a predicted model, not a curated record. The coding region runs from base 1 to 2133 and encodes 710 amino acids. Lineage: Eukaryota; Metazoa; Arthropoda; Insecta; Coleoptera; Coccinellidae. The transcript is spliced from 4 exons.